AGUUGAGAUCCUCUAAACCUCACAGUUUAAAUUAUCCGACUGAGACUAACGACAACAGAUUUAAGGAUGGGGGAUUCUUUGAUGGCAGAGUUCGGGUCCGCCGCGUCCUUCCUGCGUAAACCAGAAAUGGAGCGCCUGGAGGCCCAGACUCGACCCUUUGACAUAAAGAAAGAGUGCUUUGUCCCUGACCCAGAGGUGGAGUAUGUCAAAGCCACGAUCACCAGCAGAGACGGAGACAAAGUCACCGCUCUCACUGAGUUCGGAAAGACUGUCACGGUGAAAGAGGCCGACAUCCACCCCCAGAACCCGCCAAAGUUUGAUAAAAUUGAGGACAUGGCGAUGUUCACCUUCCUGCACGAGCCCGCCGUGCUGUUUAACCUCAAAGAGCGUUACGCAGCCUGGAUGAUCUACACCUACUCGGGGCUGUUCUGUGUCACUGUCAACCCCUACAAGUGGUUGCCAGUGUACGAUCAGUCUGUUGUUAACGCUUACAGAGGCAAGAAGAGGACUGAAGCUCCCCCGCACAUCUUCUCGAUCUCCGACAAUGCCUAUCAGUACAUGUUGUCAGAUCGGGAAAAUCAGUCUGUCCUUAUUACUGGAGAAUCCGGUGCUGGAAAGACUGUGAACACCAAACGAGUCAUCCAGUACUUCGCCAGCAUUGCUGCUGUUGGCGGAAAGAAAACUGCAGCUGAAGAAAAGAAGGGGACCCUGGAGGAUCAAAUCAUCCAGGCCAAUCCUGCCCUGGAGGCUUUUGGUAAUGCCAAGACCAUCAGGAAUGACAACUCCUCCAGAUUUGGUAAAUUCAUCCGAAUUCAUUUUGGAGUCAGUGGGAAGCUUUCGUCUGCCGACAUCGAGACGUAUCUUCUGGAGAAGUCACGAGUCACUUUCCAGCUCAAGGCUGAGAGAGACUACCACAUCUUCUACCAGAUCCUGUCCCAAAAGAAACCAGAGCUGCUUGAGAUGCUGUUGAUCACUAAUAACCCAUAUGACUACGCCUUCAUCUCCCAAGGAGAAACAACAGUAGCUUCUAUCAACGAUGGGGAAGAGCUAAUGGCCACAGAUGAAGCCUUCGAUGUGCUGGGCUUCACCCAAGAGGAGAAGAACGGUAUUUACAAGCUGACUGGGGCCAUCAUGCACUACGGGAACAUGAAAUUUAAGAACAAACAGAGGGAGGAGCAAGCAGAGGCAGAUGGCACAGAGGAUGUUGACAAAGCCUCGUACCUGAUGUGCCUGAACUCCGCUGACCUGGUCAAGGGGCUGUGUCACCCCAGGGUCAAAGUAGGAAAUGAGUGGGUCACCAAAGGUCAGAGUGUCCAGCAGGUGAACUACGCUAUUGGUGCUCUGGCCAAAGCUGUGUAUGAGAAGAUGUUCCUCUGGAUGGUGAUGAGAAUCAAUCAGUCUCUGGACACUAAGAACGCCCGCCAGUACUUUAUCGGUGUGCUGGACAUCGCUGGCUUUGAGAUCUUUGACUUCAACACCUUUGAGCAGCUGUGCAUCAACUUCACUAAUGAGAAGCUGCAGCAGUUCUUCAACCACCACAUGUUUGUGCUGGAGCAGGAAGAGUAUAAGAAGGAGGGAAUCGUCUGGGAGUUCAUUGACUUCGGCAUGGACUUGGCUGCCUGUAUCGAGCUCAUUGAGAAGCCCAUGGGUAUAAUGUCCAUCCUCGAAGAGGAGUGCAUGUUCCCCAAGGCCAGCGAUGCCACGUUUAAAGCCAAGCUCUAUGACAACCAUCUGGGAAAAACACCCAACUUCCAAAAGCCCAGGGUCAUCAAGGGCAAACCAGAGGCCCAUUUCUCCCUGAUCCACUAUGCUGGAAUCGUUGAUUACAACAUUUGCAACUGGCUGGUGAAGAACAAGGACCCGCUGAACGAGACCGUGGUCGGACUGUUCCAGAAGUCGACGCUCAAGUUGCUGUCCAUGCUCUUUGUAGGCUAUGCCGGGGCAGACUCAGCUGGUGAGGAGAAAGCGACUGGAGGGAAAAAGAAGAAAGGCUCUUCCUUUCAGACUGUGUCUGCAUUGCAUAGGGAGAACCUGAAUAAACUCAUGACCAACCUGAGGUCCACUCACCCCCACUUUGUGCGCUGCAUCAUCCCCAACGAGACCAAGACUCCUGGGGCCAUGGAGAACCCCCUGGUCAUGCACCAGCUGCGCUGUAACGGGGUGCUGGAAGGCAUCCGGAUCUGCAGAAAGGGCUUCCCCAACCGGAUCCUGUAUGGGGACUUUAAACAAAGGUACCGCAUCCUCAACCCAAGUGCCAUGCCCGACGGACAAUUCAUGGACAAUAAAAAAGCAGCCGAGAAGCUCCUAGGAUCUCUGGACAUUGACCACACCCAGUACAGAUUUGGGCACACCAAAGUGUUCUUCAAGGCCGGCCUCCUGGGAACCCUAGAAGAGAUGAGAGACGACCGACUCGCUCUCAUCAUCACCAACUUCCAGGCCCGAUCACGCGGUCUACUCGCCAGGAUUGAGUUCCAGAAAAUUGUUGAGCGCAGGGACGCCUUGCUGGUGAUUCAGUGGAACGUGCGUGCCUUCAUGGGUGUUAAGAACUGGCCUUGGAUGAAACUGUACUUCAAAAUCAAACCUCUGCUCAAGUCAGCUGAGACUGAGAAGGAGAUGGCCAGCAUGAAGGAAGAAUUCCUGAAGCUCAAAGAGGCUUACGCUAAAUCUGAGGCCCGGAGGAAGGAGCUGGAAGAAAAGAUGGUAUCCAUUCUUCAGGAGAAGAAUGACCUACAGAUUCAAGUUCAAACUGAACAAGACAAUCUGUGUGAUGCUGAAGAAAGAUGUGAGGGUCUGAUCAAGAGCAAGAUCCUGCUUGAGGCCAAAGCCAAAGAGCUGACAGAGAGACUGGAGGAUGAGGAGGAGAUGAAUGCAGAGCUGACUGCUAAGAAGAGGAAGCUGGAGGAUGAGUGCUCUGAACUGAAGAAGGACAUUGAUGACCUGGAGCUCACCCUGGCCAAAGUGGAGAAGGAGAAACAUGCCACAGAGAACAAGGUUAAAAACCUGACUGAAGAGAUGGCAGCUCUGGACGAAAUCAUUGCCAAGCUGACCAAGGAGAAGAAGGCUCUGCAGGAGGCACACCAGCAGACCCUGGAUGACCUACAGAGUGAAGAAGAUAAGGUCAACACUCUGACCAAGGCCAAAGCCAAACUGGAACAGCAAGUGGAUGAUCUCGAAGGGUCUCUGGAGCAAGAAAAAAAGAUAAGGAUGGACCUGGAGAGAGCCAAGAGGAAGCUGGAGGGAGACUUGAAGUUGACCCAAGAGAGCCUGAUGGACCUGGAGAAUGACAAGCAGCAACUAGAGGAGAGAAUGAAGAAGAAGGACUUCGAGAUUAGUCAACUUAACAGCAAGAUUGAGGAUGAGCAGGUUAUGGGUGCCCAACUGCAGAAGAAACUGAAGGAGCUGCAGGCUCGCAUUGAGGAGCUGGAGGAAGAGCUGGAGGCUGAGAGAGCUGCUCGUGCCAAGGUGGAGAAACAGAGGGCAGACUUGGCCCGGGAGCUGGAGGAGAUCAGCGAGAGACUGGAGGAGGCCGGCGGAGCCACGGCAGCCCAGAUUGAGAUGAACAAGAAGAGGGAGGCUGAGUUCCAGAAGAUGCGACGAGACCUCGAAGAGGCCACACUGCAGCAUGAGGCCACGGCCGCCACUCUGAGGAAGAAAAAUGCUGACAGUGUGGCUGACCUGGGAGAGCAGAUUGACAACCUCCAGAGAGUCAAGCAGAAACUGGAGAAGGAGAAGAGUGAGCUCAGGCUGGAGCUGGAUGAUGUGGUCUCCAACAUGGAGCAGAUUGUCAAGGCAAAGACCAACUUGGAAAAAAUGUGCCGCACUCUAGAGGACCAGAUGAGUGAAUACAGGAGCAAAGCUGAGGAAGGACAGCGAUCCAUCAAUGACUUCACAAUGCAGAGAGCCAAGCUUCAAACUGAGAAUGGUGAACUUUCCAGACAGCUGGAGGAGAAGGACUCCCUGGUCUCCCAGCUGACCAGAGGUAAGCAGUCCAACGUUCAGCAGAUUGAAGACCUCAAGAGACAACUAGAGGAGGAAAUCAAGGCGAAGAACGCCCUUGCCCAUGCAGUGCAGUCUGCUCGCCAUGACUCUGAUCUUCUGAGGGAGCAGUAUGAGGAAGAGCAGGAGGCCAAGGCAGAGCUGCAGAGGAGCAUGUCCAAGGCCAACGCUGAGGUGGCCCAGUGGAGAACCAAGUAUGAAACUGAUGCCAUCCAGAGGACAGAGGAGCUUGAAGAGGCAAAGAAGAAGCUAGCUCAGCGUCUGCAGGAUGCAGAGGAAGCUGUGGAAGCUGUAAAUUCUAAAUGCUCCUCCCUGGAAAAGACUAAACACAGACUCCAGAAUGAGAUUGAAGAUCUGAUGGUGGAUGUAGAACGAUCCAAUGCAGCUGCUGCCGUUCUGGACAAGAAACAAAGGAAUUUUGACAAGGUGCUGGCUGAGUGGAAGCAGAAGUUUGAGGAGUCUCAGACUGAGCUGGAAAGCUCCCAGAAAGAGGCCAGAUCUCUCAGCACUGAGCUCUUUAAACUCAAGAACUCUUAUGAAGAAUCUCUCGAUCAUCUGGAGACCUUAAAGAGGGAGAACAAGAUUCUCCAAGAGGAAAUUUCUGAACUUACUGAGCAACUUGGUGAAGGAGGAAAGAGUAUCCAUGAACUGGAGAAAGCCCGUAAACAGCUGGAGCAGGAGAAGGCUGAGAUACAGACUGCUCUAGAAGAAGCUGAGGCCUCCCUGGAGCAUGAGGAAGGCAAGAUCCUCAGAGCACAACUGGAGUUCAGCCAGGUCAAAGCUGACAUUGAGCGGAAGCUGGUGGAGAAGGACGAGGAGAUGGAGACAAAUAAGAGGAACCACCAGAGAGUGGUGGACACACUACAAAGCUCCCUGGAGUCGGAAGCUCGAAGCAGGAAUGAGGCUCUGCGGAUAAAGAAGAAGAUGGAGGGAGAUCUGAACGAGAUGGAGAUCCAGCUGAGCCAGGCCAACAGGCAGGCAGCAGAGGCCCAGAAGCAUCUCAAGGGUCUCCAUGCCCAUCUGAAGGAUUCUCAAAUGCAGCUGGAUGAGGCACGUCGAGCCAACGAUGACCUGAAGGAAAACAUUGUCUUGGUGGAGAGACGCAACGCCCUGAUGCAGGCCGAACUGGAUGAGCUUAGAUCCCUGGUGGAGCAGACGGAGAGAGGCCGCAAACUGGCCGAGCAGGAGCUCCUGGAUGUCAGCGAGAGAGUUCAGCUGCUGCACUCACAGAACAAUAGCCUGCUGAGCCAGAAGAAGAAGCUGGAGGGCGACACAUCUCAGCUUCAGAAUGAAGUAGACGAGGCAGUGCAGGAGUGCAGGAACGCCGAAGAGAAGGCCAAGAAGGCCAUAACCGACGCUGCCAUGAUGGCAGAGGAGCUGAAGAAGGAGCAGGACACCAGUGCCCAUCUGGAGCGCAUGAAGAAGAACAUGGAGCAGACCAUCAAAGACCUGCAGCACCGUCUGGAUGAGGCUGAACAAAUCGCCAUGAAGGGUGGCAAGAAGCAGAUCCAGAAGCUGGAAGCCAGAAUUAAGGAGCUGGAGAAUGAAUUGGAAGUGGAGCAAAGAAAGAGCAGUGAUGCUGUGAAGGGAGUCCGUAAAUAUGAGAGACGCAUCAAGGAGCUCACCUACCAGACUGAGGAGGACCGCAAAAAUUUGUCACGUCUUCAGGACCUGGUGGACAAGCUGCAGCUGAAGGUCAAAUCCUACAAGAGAACUGCAGAGGAGGCUGAGGAACAGGCCAAUUCUAAUUUGAGCAAGUUCCGCAAGAUUCAACACGACCUGGACGAAGCCGAGGAGAGGGCCGACAUUGCUGAGUCCCAAGUUAACAAGCUGAGAGCAAAGAGUCGUGACGUUGGCUCCAAGAAGGGCAUGGUGGAGGAGUGAACCAAAAAGCGGAAAUGUCAGCAGCCAGAGGGGACAUAAUGAAGAGUGAAGCUCUCAGAUGGACCUUUCUGAAAAUCUCAUGAUUGCUAUGCUUUAGAUCAGUGUUUCCCAAUCCUGGUUGCCCUAUCACUCACACACCUGAUUGAAACUAAAGACUU
This is a messenger RNA of Esox lucius (northern pike), 6038 nucleotides long. RefSeq names its product myosin-7. The coding region runs from base 67 to 5880 and encodes 1937 amino acids. Gene Ontology annotation, cellular component: myosin complex. Gene Ontology annotation, molecular function: ATP binding; actin filament binding; cytoskeletal motor activity. The transcript is spliced from 39 exons. NCBI's taxonomy places the organism in Eukaryota, Metazoa, Chordata, Actinopteri, Esociformes, Esocidae. The record is from RefSeq and is a predicted model, not a curated record.